Messenger RNA from Osmia lignaria (orchard mason bee), 1199 nucleotides. RefSeq lists its product as uncharacterized. NCBI's taxonomy places the organism in Eukaryota, Metazoa, Arthropoda, Insecta, Hymenoptera, Megachilidae. The record is from RefSeq and is a predicted model, not a curated record. Gene Ontology annotation, cellular component: tRNA-splicing ligase complex. Gene Ontology annotation, biological process: embryonic morphogenesis.
UAAAAAAAUUUUGUAAUUAAUUAAUUUUUAAAUAAACGAUUUUUAUUUAAAUAAUUUUUAACACGUACAAAGUUCAAAUCAAUGUUGUUCAGAUUAGAAAAAAAUUAUCAGAUAGAAUUAUUAGAUAAUAAACGAUAUCUCGGUGUAAGGUGAUAGCUUGUAUUACACUGAGCUAAACAUUGUGUCAAAUAACUGUUUUGUGUCAUAUAUUUUUCAUUAGCUAAUGAAAUAUAUUAAAAUGUUGACACUGGAAACAUACCAGUUAACUCAUCCAGAAUCGCUGACAGAUGCUGAACUUAGAGAAAUUUUAGAAAAUAGGUGUAUAGAUUUUAAUCAUUAUAAAAACUUUACAAGAUGUGAGUUAAUAGAACUGUAUAAACGAGUGGCAAUGCCAUUACCUCAAAGGCAAUCUGAAAAUAGUCAAAACUCAAAUGUAAAGAAAGAUAACGAGGAAUCAAAUUCAGUUAAUGAGUCUCACCAAAAUUCUGUCCCUUUGAAUGAUACAAGUAGUACAAAACCAAAUGUAAAUGAGGUAACAAAAGCACCUCAGUUUUCUAAUAUGAAGUCAGCAACAUCUCCUGGAAAUGAAUUUAAAUGUACAACUAAAAAAGUACACUUGUGUAAUUCAAGUAAUAUAAUAAAAUGCAAUGGUGUUGAUAAACGUAAUAGCGAUGAAAAAUUUGAUGGAGCUCCAUCUAGGAAAAGACAGAAAAUUACAUGGCCUUAAUAAUAUUACCGUAUUAAAUAUGUAUGGUAUAAAAAAAAAUCUUUUUUUUUUAACUAGAAUUAUUUUUAUCCCUAAGUUUCUUGAUAAGUAAUGUUAUCCAUAUAAGUGAUUUUAAAGUAUUAAUCUCUGAAUCAUGUAAUAUAUGCAUCAACAAUAUGACUACUACAAUAGAAAUAGCCAUGCUUGGUGUCUGGAAUUUUUUCCUCAUCUUUUAAUUAUUUAAUUGAAUGAGAUUUAUAGCACUGAUUAAUAAUGGUAUCCAUUGCAGUCGAUAUGUUAUUGGCUAGAUCUCUUGUUGGCUACAUGUAUGUAUUCCAAAUUAGAUUUUAAGCAUUUUGGAAUUCAUACAUGUACAUGAAAUCUGAUAUAAUUCUAGUUAUUUACUAAAUUUUUUUUUAAUUAUAAGCAUUGUUAUUUUGUUAUUAUAAUACUAUUGUAUUAUGAUUAUAUGUAUGAAGAAUAAAGAAUGAAA